This is a messenger RNA of Microbotryum saponariae, 1553 nucleotides long. NCBI's taxonomy places the organism in Eukaryota, Fungi, Basidiomycota, Microbotryomycetes, Microbotryales, Microbotryaceae. The record is from the annotation of a GenBank genome assembly.
AUGGCGACCGUAGCACCCUCCACGCCCAGCAAGUCUACGACCUCACCGACUGGCCAGCCACCCGCGGCUCAUGCUGCUACACCUUCGCGGUUGGAAGUGCUCAAGGCGCAGUUGGCCGUCGUCGACGACCUGCUGCUCGCGGGUUUCAGGCAUGCUCAACCUUUGACGCCGACCCAAGGUACGCGCCAUGACAACCCCAGACGACAGGGAGCAGAGUGUAUAACGUUUGUUUUUCUGUGUUGGCACAGACUCGAAGGAACCGCUCAGCUUGCAGGCGACGUCCAACAACUUUCGUCGGUCAGUUUUCGCCGAGACUCGCCACGGACACAAUGGAGCUGAUAUGGUGGGGUUCUGGAGCACAACAGAUUCGUGCAAAAGUCGGGACCGAUCUUUGUGGCCCAGGAUGCGGCAGAGGCGUUGCUCAAGUGGGAAGACCCGCCGACGACCUUGUUCUUUGCUGCCGCGUGGGGCUUGAUCUGUACGUCGAGAACUUGGUUUGUUUGCAUGUGCAACCGAGUGCUAAAGUGUACACUUACCGCCUCGCACAGGUUACUAUCCCGCUCUACUGCUCGUCGUGCCGAACCUGAUCCUCAUCUCGAUCCUACUCUCGACCUAUUCAUCUCGACCUUCCUCGUCCCCUCUUCACUCCCCCUCAACGUCCACAACGACGAAACCAACGACCGCAAGCUCAGCUCCCGCUCCCGCUCCUCCCCCCGCAGAAGGCUCGAUCGACUACCUCGCCAAUUUGCAAAACAUCCAAAUCAUGAUGGGCCGCGUCUCAGCCGGCAGCGACUUUGCGAUGACCCAUAUCGUCCCUCUCUUGACUUGGCACGAUACUCGUACCUCCUUGGUCUUGCUCCAACUUGCGACCUUGUCCUUGUUCGCGAUUCUAUUAGCAGCGCCUUACGUACCGAUUAGAAUCGUUCUGCUCCUCGCGGGGGAAACGAUCUUUUUCGUUGGUCAUCCGAUCGUACUCGGUAUCAUGACACAGACAACUCCUUAUUUAUCGCCACUCUUACUCCGAGCAUUCACCAAGAUCGAUCGCUUGAUCGAAGAAGACUCGUUGGAUGACGCCGAACUAGACGCGGAGGAGUUGAGGCUAGUUGAGAAAUUGGAGAUUGAGGCUUGGAGGGAUUCGACUUGGGUUCCCGAGACUGAAGUAGGUGGCGAACUUCCUAGGUUAGAGAAGGAUCGUUCGAGGGCGGGGUCGAUCGGAAUUGAUGGGGGUUGUUGGUAUUGGAGUCGUGGAUUGGGAGGACAGGAGUGGAAGGUAGAUUGGAGUUAUUGCGGUGGGGAUUUGGAUCAGGGUGGGUUCGAGGAAUGAAGCUUCCUAAGAAGUCGAGUUUGGGAAGCUUGAUGCUGACCCCCUUUUGGUUCUCUCGACGACGGGGCUCACAGCUGGAUUCGUAUAUCUUCAUCUCGAUGGAACGAUCAGCUCUUCACCCUUCGUACCUGAUUCGAACCCUCGGAUCGUCGCGCCGAUGCGAAGGAGAAGGUUGGUACGAAGAGCCGUUCGGUUCGGGAGUGGGAGCUCGGGCAGGGAUGUCGAUUGA